Neodiprion virginianus is the source of this 1890-nucleotide messenger RNA. Its product is annotated as ADP-ribose glycohydrolase ARH3-like. The record is from RefSeq and is a predicted model, not a curated record. Gene Ontology annotation, cellular component: nucleus; mitochondrion. The transcript is spliced from 6 exons. NCBI's taxonomy places the organism in Eukaryota, Metazoa, Arthropoda, Insecta, Hymenoptera, Diprionidae. Bases 1 to 1056 code for a protein of 351 amino acids.
AUGGGUAAAAUGGAUUCAUUGUUGUUGAAAAGCAAAUUUCGAGGCUCCUUGCUCGGCGCGUUGAUGGGUGAUUGCCUCGGCUCCGCUUACGAAGGGGACGAACUAUUUAGCGCUGGUAUGAAGCUGGUCAUUCAAAAGUCUUUCGACAAACUGCAAGGGCCGCAUUUUAAAGCGCCUGUUAUUCAAUUCACUGACGAUUCUGCAAUGACUCGAGCCGUUGCCGAAUCUCUGAUCGAGUGCACAGGAUUCGACCAGACACACAUGGCCAAGAAGUUUGUCAAGUCUUACUACCUGGAACCCAACCGAGGCUAUGGAGCUGGUGUAACGACGGUAUUUCAUAAACUUCGAAACAACAAGUUCGUUGAUGUACUAGGGCCUGCGAGGGAGCAGUUCAACGGCGAAGGUUCCUUGGGUAAUGGUGGCGCGAUGAGAGUCGCUCCAAUUGCGCUUUUCUACUAUAAGAAUUCUGAGCUCAUGGUUGAUACAGCCAGGAAACAGUCCCAUAUCACUCAUACGCACAAAACUGGAGUCGACGGAGCAAUACUUCAGGCGAUUGCUAUUCAACAAAGCCUCUUAUUAGAUCCUAAAGAAGAAUUGGAUACCUGCAAGUUUACUGACAACUUAAUUAAUGAAAUGGACAAAAUUGAAAUUGAUGAAGAAGGAUUAGGUUUGGUUGACCCAUCUCCUUACAAAACUCAAUUGAAGUUACUGAGGAAUCUAAUCUGCGAAGACGGGGAUGGGCCUCAUGAUGAAAAAGUAGUUCAUCAGUUGGGAAACGAUGUAUCGGCACUUCAUUCUGUGCCUACAGCAAUUUAUUGCUUUCUCAAAGCUCAGAAACCCAUACCAGCCAUACAGACGGAAAAUCCACUGAGAAGAACAGUUCAAUAUGCUAUCAGCCUAGGCGGCGAUACGGAUACGAUCGGCAGCAUGGCUGGCGCUAUUGCGGGCGCCUUUUACGGGGAGGAGAUGAUUCGUCCAGAGAUUUUAAAACACUGUGAGACUUCUGACAAGUUCAGGGAACUUGCCGAUCAACUCUUCCACCUGGCCACAGCUUGAGAAACGAAUAACAAGAUGCUACAGUACUCAAUCGACUCUGCCGUUUCAUAUUAAUUGAAAUCAAACGAGUUUUUUUUUUUACUUCAGACCAACAAAUCAAUGGCGCGACCGUUGAUUAUUUUUUUGACGUCAUUUUGAUACGAUUGUAAAAAUAUCGUUCUUAUGCACUAGUUUCUUUGUUAGAUACCGUAUUUUACGACUUGUAUAGCGCGCAUUUAAUUCAUUCUCCGCGAGUAACGGAUCACUUCGCAAUCAGUUAUGUCUUUUUUACGGACCGAUGAUUAUACUCGUUUUGCUACAACUGACGAGUAACGUGGUAUUCCACAGAUUAUUCAAUAGACUUUCAUAAUUUGAACAAUCAUAUGAUAUCAUAAAAAGAACGUAAUCUACUAGAUCCGUUUUGAAUCUCUAUUUAAUCAUUCGUCGGUGACAAUUUCUCCCAUUGUACAUUUAUUAUUGUUGAAUAAAAAUUAUUCUAUACUCGCUCGUUCUCGUUAAAAAUAAAUGCAUAUCAUUUUCAGGUUAUUGUUACAUUUGUUAGUAUGUAAUUGCAAUUGUAAAUAACAGUACGAUGAAUUGUAUAAACUUUUAUACAAAGAAACUUCGCGUCAUUUUUUAUAAUAAUCGAAUAAAGUGACGCAUAAAAUCAAUAUUAAUCGAAAGUUUUGCGUGAACGUUUGGCUUGUGAAUUUGUUUCAAGUUUGACAGAAAAAAUCUUAGAAACCGUCCGUAAAUUACAUUAUCAGUUUCGAACCUUUUUUUAACUCUUCCUCCAUCCCCCAAAGGAACGUUGUCGUCUUGGUGAAAGUAAUAUUUUCAUAUUCAAAGAACAUU